This is a messenger RNA of Aspergillus aculeatus ATCC 16872, 1207 nucleotides long. Its product is annotated as putative mitochondrial protein sorting (Msf1). The transcript has 2 exons. NCBI's taxonomy places the organism in Eukaryota, Fungi, Ascomycota, Eurotiomycetes, Eurotiales, Aspergillaceae. Bases 268 to 834 code for a protein of 188 amino acids. Gene Ontology annotation, biological process: phospholipid transport. The record is from RefSeq and is a predicted model, not a curated record. Gene Ontology annotation, cellular component: mitochondrial intermembrane space. Gene Ontology annotation, molecular function: phosphatidic acid transfer activity.
CCUCAUUAUCGGAAGGGGAUUUUCUUUCUUUUCUCUCUAUUUUUUACUUUUUUCUUGAUUGAUUGGCCUUUGUAGUUAUUAUCCUUUGCCACCUCUUUGUAGUGGUCGGGGUGUUUAUUAGAAUCUCACCCGCCCUUCUCGCUGUUUGACUUUUGUCAUCGCCGCAGUGUCCUACGCACGCUCUUGUGCAGUUGAUUUCGAAACACGGCCCAAUUUUGUCCAUUUGAGAAUUGGAGACAAAGUCCUGCCCGCCAUCUCCUGUCCGUCAUGAAGGUCUUUUCUUCGUCAUGCACAUUUGAUUAUUCGUGGGAGGAGGUAUCGACCGCAAACUGGCGCAAGUACUGCCCUUGGAAUGACAAGUCCACACAUGUCGUGGCGGUAGACACUCUUUCUCGAAGCGUGGAUAUGCAAACCGGUAUACUGCGCACCGAACGUUUGAUCACCUGUAAUCAGUCCGUGCCACAAUGGGUACUCUCACUAUUUGGAGGCAGCGCUACGUCUUAUGUAUACGAAGUAUCAUAUGUUGAUCCAAUUUCCAAAAUGGUCACGAUGUGCUCGACAAACCUCACGUGGUCGAAUGUCCUCAGUGUCAGGGAAACCGUUGUCUACCAACCAUCACUGCUGGAUCCAUCUUCAAGUACACAGUUCAGCCAAGAAGCAAAGAUUACCGCUCUUUGUGGGGGUUGGCAGAAAAUCAAGAACAAAGUCGAGGAGGCAAGUGUUGAACGCUUUAGUCAGAACGCGAAGCGAGGCCGAGAAGGAUUUGAAGCUGUUCUGGAAAUGAGUCGACGAGUUUUCAGUGAACAACGCGAGCACGACAAAAACCAACUUUGAUCUUGAGGUUCUCCUCGGCUUGGCACACAGUCUAUGGACACAGCCAACCAUUUAUCUUUUCAAGCGUUUGCAUAUAUAUGGCGUUCCUUUGAGUUCUUUUCAGCGUCCCGACUUCAGGGAAUCUUUCAGCCCCCUUCUUGCGAUUUACUCACCAGCCUUGCAUUUUCAGACCGCUGUCCCAACAGUGUUUUACUCACCAGCCUUGCAUUUUCAGACCGCUGUCCCAACAGUGUUAGUGCUUGGACCCAAUUGCCCACACGCCAUUGCAAAGUGAGCAGCUUAUAUGGUUUGAUGAUGCAUGACCUCUUCCCUACACAACAAAAGCAAUAGAACGCUCUACGGUCUACAUUUAUCUGUGCUAUCAUAUCUACUC